GUCUACAGAGAUCUUGGCUACUCGGUAAAGUAGGUAAACCUUUCACAUGCCCGGGGGUGGAGGGGCCUGUCCUGAAGUCAAUUUCAGGGUUGUUUCGUCGAUGCGAGUUCUUAUAAGAAGGGUCGUCUAUGUAAAAUAUUCCAAGGUAGUUUCUACAUCCCUCACUACAGUCGUGUAGGAUAAUGAGAGAUAGCCUCUUCUCCCUUUAAAGAUUCCUAAACUGGUUCGGUUCACAGAUUCUUCGCGAUACUUGUCAAAAUGCGAUACGGAUUACUGCUUUCCUCCCUUCUAGGGCUCAAUGGGGUCCUAGCGGCUGGCAAGGUCCCCGUUGGUAUGGAGGACGCCUUGACAACAGCAAAUAUGCCUGCUGAGUUCCUCGAGGAUGUAUAUUUCGUCAAUCAUGUCCCCCUAAUGGCUCUACAGGCCGACCCGCGUAUCUCUUACGCCCUAUACAUCCCCAAAGACCAUUAUAACCCGGACCCGAGCAAAAGCGCCACUCCCAAGAAACUCCCCUUGCUUGUUUACGUCCACGGGACCGGUCGGAGCACAGUUGCUAUCUACGAUGAGCUUGUACCCUUUGCCGAUUCGACUCCCUGUGCCAUCCUUGCUCCUCUUUUCCCCGCCGGCAUGGACGGCCCUAACGACCUCGAUUCGUAUAAGGAGCUUAAAUCGGAUACACUCCGUUCGGACCAAGCUCUAUUGCAGGUUCUCGACCAAGUUGCCUACCGCUGGCCUGGCCUCAAGAUGGAAAAGGUGUUUAUGAUGGCAUUCUCUGGUGGUGGCCAAUUUGCCCACCGUUUCAUGUAUCUUUACCCGGAAAAGCUCGCCGCAAUCAGUAUUGGUGCCCCUGGACGUCCUACAUUCAUCGACGAUACCCAGAACUGGCCCGUUGGAACCAAGGACGUGAAGACCGUAUUUGACAAGACUAUCCAACCGGCCGUCAUCGGAAAGCUCCCUAUUCAGCUUGUCGUUGGCGGCAAUGACACUGUGAUCCACGGAGACGAGGCUUUCUGGGAGUGGGAGAAGGAGACUUUCGGUGGCGGAGGACUUCCUCCUAUGAACAAGACCCGUCUCGAAUCGAUCAAGGAGCUCCGCGCGUCUUGGGAGGAGCUGGGUAUUGAGACUCAAUUCGAUGUUGUCGACGGUGUGGCCCACAAUGAGAAGGGUGUCCGAUCGGCUGUCUUGGGAUUCCUCGGCCCUCAGAUCAAGAAAAGCUAUUAGGGUGUUGCGGAACGACUAAUGACAACUAAGUUGAGUUAUUCUAACAGCAUAAGGAGGACAUGAGGGGGGGUUUUGAAGGGGAUACGAGAAGGAAACAGAGGAUAUAGAUUUUAUAAAAGGGGCGGUUACACUGAAAUAUUCGCUGGAGUCAUGGUUCUAAAUUAAUCACAUAGCCUAGCUCUAAACACUCGUAGCGCUUGAUAUUCGUCCUGUAC
Molecule: messenger RNA, 1436 nt
Organism: Daldinia decipiens
Lineage: Eukaryota; Fungi; Ascomycota; Sordariomycetes; Xylariales; Hypoxylaceae
Product: alpha/beta-hydrolase
Exons: 1
Coding region: 259-1221 (320 amino acids)
Source: RefSeq, a predicted model, not a curated record